Messenger RNA from Impatiens glandulifera, 2264 nucleotides. RefSeq names its product pentatricopeptide repeat-containing protein At5g66520-like. Gene Ontology annotation, molecular function: zinc ion binding; RNA binding; protein binding. The record is from RefSeq and is a predicted model, not a curated record. Lineage: Eukaryota; Viridiplantae; Streptophyta; Magnoliopsida; Ericales; Balsaminaceae. The transcript is spliced from 2 exons. Bases 110 to 2203 code for a protein of 697 amino acids. Gene Ontology annotation, biological process: RNA modification.
UUGCGUGAAAACUGAAAAGAGGCGCGCCGGUUUUAUUUUGAAAGAACGCCGACUUCCAUCACUGGCUGGCUGGCUGGCUGGAAAUCCAAGCGGAGAAGAAGUCAGUUUGAUGGAUCCUUUUCGUAGAAGAAGUCUACCGUCAUUAUCAUCAUCAUCGAUUGCAAUUGCAAUUGCAGAGAAUCUAACUUCACUAAUAAUAAGAGUUGGCAAGAAUCGGUCCAACAACAUUAGCCAACUUAAGCAAAUCCACGCCCAGAUACUCAUUAAUGGAUGUAUCAAUUCCUCAACCACCCUCCUCACCAACUUCCUCAUAUCCCAUUAUCGUUCUCACGGAGGAGGCCCUCACUUCCCUCUCCUCUUCUUGCAAUCUCUUCCCAAGCCCGCUGAACCACUGCUGUGGAAUUCCAUUGUUCGAUUCUCUAUCGAUUCUGAUAAUUGGUCUGAUUUCUCGUGUUUCUAUAAUGCUAUGCGCCUUAAUCACUUUGCUCCUAACACGACCACUAUUUGUUCCAUCCUCAAAAAAUGCGUCUCUAUAGCUGCUCUUCAAUUCGGGGAAUCAUUUCACUGUCACAUGAUCAAGCUGGCUACUCUUUUUGACAUCGUCGCACAAACAGCCCUGCUCGAUUUCUACUCCAAGCUUGGCAACAUCACCUUUGCACGCCGUCUGUUCGAUGAAAUGCCUGAAAGAGAUAUUGUCGUCAAUAAUGCUAUGUUAUCCGCACUCGGUAAAAACGGCUUCAUCGGGGAUGCACAGAAUCUUUUCGACAACAUGAUGCCUCAGAAGAACUCCUGUUCUUGGAAUGUCAUGAUAUCUUGUUAUUGCAAAUCCGGUCGAAUUGAAUACGCCCGUUCUAUUUUCGACCGCUGCCACCUGAGAGAUGUAGUGUCCUGGAAUGCCAUGAUCGACGGGUAUUGUAAACUGGGCUGGCUAACAAAUGCACAGGAGUUGUUCGAUCGAAUGGGAACUAGUAAAAAUUUUGUUACCUGGAAUACCAUGAUUGCAGGGUUUGUACAAGCAAGGCAAUUCAAUCGAGCAAUUCAAAUGUUUCGGGAAAUGCAAUCCGAGCGUGUGAAGCCCACGGAAGUAACCAUGGUUAGCUUAUUAUCUGCUUGUGCACAUCUCGGUGCUUUAGAUAUGGGCGAUUGGCUGUACGCUUAUAUAAAAAGGAAAAACUUAAGAGUCGACGUUGUCUUGGGUAACGCUUUGAUAGAUAUGUACUGCAAAUUGGGGAGCGUAGAAACCGCACUCGAUGUCUUUCACGGCCUCCGCGUCAGAAACAUAUUUUGUUGGAAUUCAAUGAUUGCGGGCUUAGGGAUGAACGGAUUCGGCAAGCAAGCAGUUACCCUUUUCGGUUCCAUGGGAAGCCAAGGAGUGAAGCCAGAUGGAGUAACUUUUGUCGGGCUCUUGAGCGGAUGUGGCCAUUCGGGAUUGGUUUCCACGGGAAAAAACUUUUUCUCUCAAAUGGAUGAUGUUUACGGUUUAAAACCCGCGAUUGAACAUUACGGUUGCAUGGUUGACCUAUUUGGUCGGGCUGGGUUACUUGAUGAGGCGUUAGAUCUCGUGAAGAACAUGCCGGUUAAGCCAAACGCGAUUGUGCUGGGAAGUCUUCUCAGAGCCUGUCAGGUUCAUAAAAAUACAGAAAUAGGGGAGCAGGUUACCCGGCGCCUUUUGGAGUUGAAUCCAAGCGAUGGAGGAAAUUAUGUGUUCUUGUCGAAUCUUUAUGCGUCGCUAAAUCGGUGGGAGGAUGUGAACGUUUGUAGGAAAUCGAUGGCGGAGAAGGGAGUGCAGAAAACACCAGGGUGCAGUUCGGUGGAGUUGAAUAAUACUGUACACGAGUUUGUGGCUGGGGACUUUUCGCAUCCACAGUUUUUGCAGAUCAACGCAUUUAUAGAUGUUAUGGAGAAGGAACUGAAGGUGAAUGGAUACGAGGCGGAUACGGGCUUAGUGUUGCAUGACAUUGAGAACGAGGAGAAAGAGACGGCGAUUAAAUAUCAUAGCGAGAGGAUUGCUGUUGCGUUUGGGCUGAUGAGCAGUCCUGCGGGCAAGACAAUCCGGGUGGUGAAGAACCUAAGGACUUGUAAUGAUUGUCAUUCUGCAAUGAAAAUAAUAUCGAGGAUAUACGAAAGAGAGGUGAUUGUGAGGGAUCGUCACCGGUUUCACCAUUUCAAGAAUGGAAGUUGUUCUUGUAAUGAUUAUUGGUGAUUCUAAUGUGGUUCACUUCACUUCUCGUCUUGAUUAUUUAUCAUCCCAAAGUGGGUGGGUG